AAUAAAAUAAAAAAAAAGAGUGAUACUAGCUUGUUUUUCCUCCUCAGCUGAUAACAAUGGCGAUGGCUUUCAAAAUGGCAACUACUGGGAUGUGGGUAACGGAUGAGUGCAAGAACUCAUUCAUGGAGAUGAAGUGGAAGAAGGUUCACAGAUACAUAGUGUUCAAGAUUGAUGAAAGGUCAAAGCUUGUCACCGUUGAUAAGGUGGGUGGUCCCGGCGAGGGUUAUGCUGAUCUCGCCGCUUCCUUGCCCAAUGAUGAUUGUAGAUACGCUGUUUUCGACUUCGAUUUUGUCACAGUUGAUAACUGCCGCAAGAGCAAGAUCUUCUUCAUUGCAUGGUCUCCAACAGCAUCAAGGAUAAGAGCAAAGAUGCUAUACGCAACUUCAAAGGAUGGGUUGAGAAGGGCUCUGGAUGGAAUCUGCUAUGAAGUGCAGGCUACUGAUCCAACUGAGAUGGGAUUUGAUAUAAUUAAAGACAGAGCCAAAUAGAUGCCCCUUUUUUCAAGUCGGAAUUGGACUCCGUAAUUAUGCGCUGAACUAAUCAAUUAAUCCUCCAAUUUUACUCUAUCUUUUUAUAAUUAAUCAUGUGAUUCCAAUCCAAUGACUCUAUGACAUGUGCUCUUCUUUCUGGCUUUUUAUGGUAGCUUAAUUAUGUUGGUUUUGGGCACCAUUGUGAUGUAAGUGGGGCAUCUAAUCUUCUAUCUUUAGUCAUUAUAAUAAAUUGUAUGUAAUAUAUGACUGUCGGGUCUAUGAUAAGUUAAGGACAACAAACCUUUGGUUGUAAUCCCUCUUGAUGAUGAAAAUUGUUGAAAGGAAAAGAUCAGCACAACUUUUCAGAUGGAAAGUUGAUGCGUCACCUUAUA
This is a messenger RNA of Gastrolobium bilobum, 862 nucleotides long. RefSeq names its product actin-depolymerizing factor 5-like. The record is from RefSeq and is a predicted model, not a curated record. Gene Ontology annotation, cellular component: cytoplasm; actin cytoskeleton. Gene Ontology annotation, molecular function: actin filament binding. The transcript has 3 exons. Gene Ontology annotation, biological process: actin filament depolymerization; actin filament bundle assembly. NCBI's taxonomy places the organism in Eukaryota, Viridiplantae, Streptophyta, Magnoliopsida, Fabales, Fabaceae. The coding region runs from base 57 to 488 and encodes 143 amino acids.